AGACGAAUGCCAACGAGCUUCCUUACCCUCAAACCCUUUGCCACGAGACCAGGGGGCCGCCCAGAAAACAAGAUACGAAAGUACGCCAUCUCCGCGAGACAACAGGCAAACAAGGAAAGAAAAAGCGAUACGCCUUUUCGUUUGUUUAUUCGUGUCUACCUCGUAGCCACUAGUUGAAGCUUUGCGGCGGAACGCCGGGAUUAUAACAGCAGUGUCAGCGAGACCACAUUUCCUCGUCAUGUCUGGGUGCGACUCGCAGACGCUCGCACUGAGCUGCUGCGGCUCGCGAAUUCCUGUGCGCCGCCCCCGUUCACUGCCAGGUAGACGACAAGCGAGACGGCCACAGUGUUAUUCGGCAAGGGUACGCAACGGAACCAGCGGCAGUUAGAUAAAACAACACCAGUUUUGUGCAUCGACUUCUUUUGUAGAGCCGUACGUGCCUUACGUGUCCCCCCCUUCUGUAGCGCUCCCAGCCGAAGACACUCCUACAGCGCGGUGCCUAACCAAGUAUUUCUACUCGUCGAAGCGUAGGAUUUGAGGCCGGUUGACAAGUUUCUUGUGGAUCUGUGGCACCAUACGUCUACCAUCUUCUACGAGCGGGCCGUCAAAGAAGGCAUUUGCGGCGAAUUGGCAACAACGCCUGUCACUCUGAGUUGUAAUCCCAAGCCCUGAAGAUUGUCUUCUUGAAAAGAACACUAGGCUUCAUAUCGUACUCACGUGCCUUUGAGGUGCCUUCAAACAACUGGUAUUGUAACUGAUGCGCUGGAACUCGAUGUCACGGUAAAAUCGAAAAGCCCCUUGUGAGUGACUUCGUUAAGACUGCUGCUUUAUUUGAGUGGCCUCGACAUCAGAACCGUCAAAGUUCGAUGUUCCCGGGACCAGAACACUAGGCCUGUUGUCAGGUCAGGAGAUGUCUUGCCAGGGAUCUGCGAUGAGGGUCGCCGUAAUCGGAGCCGGAUGCUCGGGCGUCGCCGCCGUCAAGGCGUGCCUCGAAGAGAACCUGGACGUCGUGUGCUUCGAAGCGGCCUCGAACUCCGGAGGUCUGUGGUGGUAUCGCGAUGAAGAGCACGAGGAAGACUUCGACGCCGGCACGGUGAUGCGGUUCACGGUGUGCAACACGAGCAAGGAAAUGUGCGUCUACAGCGACUUCCCGCCCGACAAGGACUGGCCGGUCUUCCUGAGCCACAAGAAGAUGCUCCAGUACAUCCGCGAAUACGCGGACCACUUCAGGGUGACGCCUCGGAUCCGUUUCAGGCACAAGGUCGUCGACCUGGGAGAGGACCUAACGUUGAGGGUGCGCAACUUGGAGACGGGCGAGGAGUUCGAGGAGAGCUUCGACCGGGUGAUGAUCUGCUCGGGACACCACGCGAUUCCAUCGGUGCCGGUGAUUCCUGGAAGGGCCAAGUUCAAGGGACGGGUGAUGCACUCGAGAGAAUACAAAUACACCGACGAGAGCAUUCGUGGGAAGAGGGUGGUGGUAGUCGGGUUCGGAAACUCGGCAGUCGACAUCGCCGUUGACAUGGCCGACGUUGCUGAACAGGUUUUUCUCAGCAUACGAAGAGCCAAUUGGGUCGUGCCACGUCACUUUGGCGGCGUCCCCAUCGACGUGGCCUUCUCGAAACAGCUGUUCAUGUUCCUGUACGACUACAUACCGACAAGAGUGAGUUCGUGGUACAUGCAGUACGUCGCGAACUCCGCCUUCGACCACAAGGCACUGGGCCUGGAGCCCCAGCACCAGUUGCUGGCUCAAUACGCGGUCAUCAACAGUGCUCUGCCUGAGAAAAUUCUGAACGGACAAGUAAAGUUCCGGGGCGAGAUAGAAGCCUUCACGGAGCUAGGAGUCAUCAUGGACAACGUGGAGGAGCCCGUGGACUUGGUGAUCUUCGCCACUGGCUACAAGAACGACGUACCCUUCGCCUCCAGCGUGCUACGUAAAGACGGAAACUUUCCCUUGCUGUACCACCGGAUAUUCCCGCCCGAACACCCUCGAGUCGCCUUCAUCGGUUUCGUCGACGUGAACGCGUGCAUGCUGAUGAUCUCCGAGAUGCAGUCCCGCUACGUCGUACAGGUCUUCAGAGACAAGCUCACGCUGCCUUCGUCGAACACGAUGCUCGCCGAAGUCGUGAUGAAGAUGGAGGACGCCCGCAGGUUCUUCGUGCCUUCUCCGCGCCACGCGAUGAUGGUCGACCAGGCGUCCUACAUCGGCGAUCUGGCGACCAUGAUAGGCGUCAGGCCCAACUUUCGUCGCAUGCUCUUCACGGACCCGUGGCUGUUUUACGCUGCUGUCCGGGCUCCCGCGCUCAACUACAGGUACCGCCUCGAAGGUCCUCACGCCUGGUCCGGAGCGCGGGACGCCAUAUUGGGCUACCAGUCUCGGAUGAAAGCGCCGCUCAAGCCUCCCAUGAGACUGCCUCGCUCUGAGCGGAAGCAAGAGGAAAUCACCCUCCUUACGGUCGUCCUUCUCGUGGUUUUUCUCUGUCUGGCCGUCAUGCUCACUUCGGAGUUCCCGCUGUUUAGCGCGGUCAUCUGGUGUGUAGGCGCGAUAUUGUUUUAGGUAAACGAACUGAUGGCGGUUACAGGAAGGCCGGAAGAC
This is a messenger RNA of Rhipicephalus sanguineus (brown dog tick), 2593 nucleotides long. Its product is annotated as flavin-containing monooxygenase 5-like. The transcript has 2 exons. Gene Ontology annotation, molecular function: N,N-dimethylaniline monooxygenase activity; NADP binding; flavin adenine dinucleotide binding. The coding region runs from base 911 to 2554 and encodes 547 amino acids. The record is from RefSeq and is a predicted model, not a curated record. Lineage: Eukaryota; Metazoa; Arthropoda; Arachnida; Ixodida; Ixodidae.